This is a messenger RNA of Dunckerocampus dactyliophorus (ringed pipefish), 2685 nucleotides long. It is a transcript of the gene sugct, whose product is annotated as succinyl-CoA:glutarate-CoA transferase. The transcript is spliced from 15 exons. NCBI's taxonomy places the organism in Eukaryota, Metazoa, Chordata, Actinopteri, Syngnathiformes, Syngnathidae. The record is from RefSeq and is a predicted model, not a curated record. The coding region runs from base 24 to 1481 and encodes 485 amino acids. Gene Ontology annotation, molecular function: catalytic activity.
GGAAGUCGCUAUACAUUGUCAAAAUGACAUUAGCCGGGGGCAAAAUGUCGCUCCGUAUUUUUUCGUCUAAAUACCCGCGGACCGUCUGUUACCCCGGUUUCAGCUCAUUGUCUCUGAGGAAGCAAACUAUUAAAGGUUCGGCUUGCGGACGGUGGCUGUCGCAUGCAGGUGCCGACCGGCGGCCAUUGGAAGGCGUCAGAGUGCUGGACCUGACCCGCGUCCUGGCUGGACCCUUCGCCACCAUGAUGCUGGGAGACCUUGGUGCCGAGGUCAUCAAAGUGGAAAAACCAGGUACAGGUGACGACACCCGAGCGUGGGGUCCCCCCUUUGUCGGCCCGGAGAGCGUGUACUUCCUCAGCGUCAACCGCAAUAAAAAAAGUGUUGCUGUGGACCUGAAACAUCCCAGAGGAGCAAAGCUCAUCCAGGAGCUUGCAGGCGUGUGCGACGUGCUGAUGGAGAACUUCCUGCCAGGCAAACUUGCUCGGAUGGGUUUAGGGUACGAGGAGCUCAGCAGACUCAACCCCGCGUUGAUCUACUGCUCCAUUUCAGGUUACGGGCAAACGGGUCCUCAGAAUCAGAGUCCAGGUUACGACUCCAUCGCCUCUGCUGUGUCCGGGAUGAUGCACAUCACCGGAACAGAGGACGGCGAGCCCAUCCGCCCAGGUGUGGCUAUGACGGACCUGGCGACUGGGUUGUAUGCGCAUGGGGCCGUCAUGGCCACCUUGCUGCAGCGACAACAUACGGGGAGGGGAGCUCACAUUGACUGUGACCUACUGUCCUCUCAGGUGUCGUGUCUCAGCCAUGUUGCUGCCAACUUCUUGAAUGUCGGGAAGGAGGCAAAGCGCUGGGGGACGGCCCACGAGAGUAUCGUCCCUUACCAGGGAUUCAGAACCAAAGACGGGCAUGUGGUAAUAGCAGCAGGAAAUGACCAGCAGUUUGUGAAAGUGUGUCAGGUUCUGCAGCUUCCGGAGCUCACCCAGCGGCCAGAAUACAAAACCAACAAGCUCAGAGUCCAGAACCGUCAAGGCCUGGUGCACACAUUGUCCCAGAGAUUUCUGCAAGAGAUGACUGCUGAUUGGCUGAAAAGGUUUGAGGGCUCAGGUGUUCCUGUUGGAGCAAUCAACAGCAUCCAGGAGGUCUUCUCAGACCCACAGGUGAAACACAAUGGACUCAUCCAGGAGAUGAACCAUCCCACUGCAGGACGUAUCACUGUGCCUGGCCCGGCGGUCCGCUACAGCAGCUUCUCCACCUGCAAGCCGACGCCCCCUCCUGUGAUUGGCCAGCACACGGUGCAGGUGCUGCGUGAUGCUUUGGCUUACAGUGAUGACUUCAUCACAGCUUUAUUGGAGUCGGGGGCGGUGGCCCAGAACCGACCAUCAGGACACUGGGCCCACCUUUCUGACAAGCAUGGCCUCGCAAGCAGGAAACUGCGGUGGAUGCCUUACCUUGUCCGGGUGUCGAGUGGUCGGCUGGCUGCCUGAGCCGUGACCCCAGCAAGUGUGUGAGAGAAAUUCGGAUGUACGUAAGUCAUCAGCUCUUUAAAUGUCCCCGACUGCCUGACAUCUGGAGCAUGUGUGCAGGAACUGAAGGCUUUUGUGUGUUCUGAUGCCGAUCACAGACGCUCUGACAUCAAUGAUACUUUUAUUUUGAAGGCUUACAGCUGCAGCUGGAAACCCGCUCAGAGACUCACAAAAGCAAAAUCCAAGUCUGACAUGUUCUAAGUAGAAAAAAAAAGGUUUCACUGAUGAUGUGACCUUUUUAAAUUUGAAACAUUUGACUUUACUGCACCAUUAAUUUGAUGUAUAUUAUUUUAAAUGCACAACUCAAUAACACGGCUUUGAUCUUGGAGAGAAUAAGAUGUGUGGUGCCAAGUAUCAGUGGUCGAGUCUUUCACACAAGCACGCACACACGCACUAUCCGGGACUCCCUCAUAUGACGUCCAGGGGGAGUCUCUCUGGAAAACACUUCCUGGCGUUGGCCGCAGGGAUCUAGGCGGCGUGCAGCUGCAGCGGCUGGAUUUCACAUUAAAAAACACGUAGAUGCUGCCAAUAAGAAGACGGGCUUCACCCUCACGCACGCACGCACACACACACACACACACACACACACACACACACCUGCUGUGUCCAGUCUGGACAGGAUGUGUACUCUGUUGCCAUGGCAGCCAGUUGUUCUUGCUGUCACAGGGAACAAGAUGGAUCCAGCAGAGCCGUUUUCAAAUGGCGUGACUUUUUCAUCAAUCGUUAGCUCGCCGUGUUUGUACACCUUGCUAGCUGCUAGCGUCCAGUUGGAGGUCGUGAAGCAGCAGCGAGACAGCACAAAAGAUGCAUCACUUUAAAAAAAUAAAAAUAUAUAAUAGCAAUGACAGAGCCACCUGGCGGCCUGUCAAACUGCGACCUCAUUGGUUGAUUGAUGCUCAUCUUGGUGCUGCUCGCCUGCGUCCCCGAUGGCGGUGAGGGCGUUUAUGAGCGAUUAUCCAUUUUAAAUAUUGUUUGUCAAACCUCAUCAUUAAUCACAAACAUAGUUAUAUGAGAAUGACUGUGGUUAUUUUUUUACUUACUUACUGUAUUUUCUCCCGAAAUUCCUGCCUAGGAACGAGUGGAGCAUGUUUGUUACUUUCUGUAAUGCACACACGCACAAAGCUAAAAAAAAUAAGUCGGGAGUUGUUUAGAUUUUGUGUCUGAC